GUUCUACAGAAUACUUCUUUCUGAUUUAACUUGAGACUAGACAAUUUGUACACUAUUUAUACUUUAAUGUUGAAGAGCAGUGUUAUUAUUUCGAAGAAUAUCAAUUGAUUGCAAUGGAUAAAAGAAUUCAUAUAUUGCUACUUGCUGCAUCAUUGCUGGUUGUAAUGCCGGCCUCUUGCCUUGAUGAUGCUUCAACACCUAUUCACAAGGAAGGAUAUUGCAUAAUGUAUGGAGAAUGUGCUACCAACACAGCAACAUCAAAAAAUCUGAACUGCCUCUACAAUAAAAAAGCUCCACUUUUAAAGGAUAAACAAGGUCUCGAUACAUUAUUGGAGCUCUGCCCAGCUCUUCAUAAAGGUGAAAACACUACAACUUGUUGUGACAUUAACCAGUUGGAGACAAUAAGGUCAAAUGUACAGGUUCCAUAUCAAGCAUUCUCUCGAUGUCCAACAUGUUUUCAUAAUUUCAUGGCAUUGUUCUGUGAAAUGACAUGUAGUCCCAAUCAGAGUGUAUAUGUGAACGGAACAAAAUUUGCUAAAGGAGAUACUGGUACAUAUCAUGCAUUCAACAACCAAACUUAUGUCACUGAGAUAUUUUACAAUAUAACUAAAAAAUACGCUGACGGUAUGUUUGAUUCAUGUGAUCAUGUCACCAAUCCAUCUACUAACGCCAGAGCUAUGGACUUACUUUGCGGGCCUUAUGCUUCAAGUUGCACAGCUGAGAAAUGGAUCUCAUACAUGCUCUCAUCAGACAAUGGUUUUGCCCCGUUUCAAAUUGAUGUUGGUUUUCAACCGAAUGCCGAUCAUGCUAUGGAUGUCAAAGUUAUUCCAUGCAAUGAGAGCGUUAACAAUGGAGAUGGAGGUUGCAGUUGUAAUGAUUGUCCCGCAUCCUGUUCGGGUCCACCCCCAUCUCCUCCUGUUCCUCCAGAACCAUGGAAAUUAUUCAACAAUGAUCCCGUCUAUGUUAUCAUGUCGUUUUUCUUUGUUGGAAUGUCACUUUCCUAUUUGUCCGCAGUGAUUUGCUAUAAUGUUAGGAAAUCAAAUAAAUCAUCUUUGCAGACGUUAAAUGAUUCUUAUCCUGAUGGAUAUGGAUCGACUGAUGAUAUUGGUGUCAGAACCAUCAACACUGUCUCGCACAAAGAUAGCCACAACAACAUUUCAACAUUGACAAGACUUGGAUUGAAACUAGACAGGGCCAUGCAGCAUAUUUUUACAAAAUGGGGAAUAUGGUGCGCUAGUCAUCCUAUUACCGUCAUUAUUGUAGGUAUUGUUUUUGUUGGUAUCUGCUCUGCUGGUCUUGUCAAACUUCAAGUAACAACAGAUCCAGUUGAACUCUGGUCUUCCCCAGAAAGCACUGCUAGACAAAGGAAAAAUUAUUUUGAUAGCCAUUUUGAUCCUUUCUAUAGGACCGAACAACUGAUCAUCACUACUAAUAGUAACAAAACAUAUGAAUACAAGUUAUAUACUGAAAGUACAAAUCCAAAGGAUCAAAAAUAUGUUCAUUUUGGUCCAAUCUUGGGAAACAAAGCUUUGUUGAAAGAGAUUCUAGAGCUUCAACUUGCUGUGGAAUCCAUCACUGCCUGGUAUCCAGAAGAAAACAAAACUAUUGGUUUGGAAGAUAUUUGUCUCAAACCUUUAGAUCCAUACAACCAGAAUUGUGCUAUCAUGUCUCCACUUAAUUAUUUCCAAAAUAAUGCUUCGCAACUAGAUAGAGAAAUUGGAGAUGAAUUCUUCGGCAUCCAAGCAGAUUUUCAUGACCAUUUAAUUGCAUGUGUCAAUGGCCCAACUGUUCCCGAUGAUGCUACAAAACUCCACAUGAGUUGUCUCGGCACAUAUGGGGGUCCAGUUUUCCCUUGGGUGGGGCUUGGCGGAUUCGAUGAACAAAAUUAUCUGAAUGCAACUGCAGUUGUUAUCACUUUUUCUGUGAACAACAUCUACAAUGAUAAAAAGAAGUUAGGAAGGGCUUUAGUUUGGGAGAAAAAAUUUAUCGAAUUCAUGAAAAACUACACAAGUGACAAUCUCACUGUCGCUUUUUCAUCUGAGCGUUCCAUAGAAGAUGAGAUCAACAGGGAAUCUGGUGCUGACAUUAUGACCAUUGCUACGUCUUAUUUAAUCAUGUUUGCAUAUGUUGCAAUUGCUCUCGGAAAAUUUUCAAAUUGCCACGCUGGUAGAAUAAUGAUUGAAUGCAAAUUGACUGUUGGAUUAUCAGGAGUACUGAUUGUAUUGUGUUCCGUGUGUGUAUCUCUCGGUAUAUUCAGUUAUGCUGGAGUUCCUCUUACGCUUAUCAUCGUAGAAGUUGUACCGUUCCUCGUCCUCGCUGUUGGUGUCGAUAAUAUUUUUAUAUUGGUGCAACACUACCAAAGGGAUGAAAGAAGCCAAAAAGAGACACCAGAACAUCAAAUUGGCAGAAUUCUCGGUGAUGUAGCACCAAGCAUGUUCAUGUCAUCCAUGUCAGAGUCUCUUGCCUUCUUUCUGGGUGGUCUCUCAACUAUGCCUGCAGUAAAGACAUUCUCAUUGUUCGCGGGUUUGGCUGUUUUAACCGAUUUUAUUCUACAAAUGACCUGCUUCGUUGCUGUGCUAGCUUUGGACGUGAAAAGACAGGCCUCAAACAGAUUUGAUUGCUGUUGUUUCAUACAAGAUAACAAAUCACCAGAUUCUGAAUCAGAAGGAAUUCUUCAUAGAUUAAUGAGAGCAGUUGUUGCAAAAUUUGUCCUUUCUGAAUAUGUGAAGCCUAUAUUAACCGUUAUUUUCAUGGCAAUGGCAUGUUUCAGUGGAGCAGUUAUUCAUAAAGUUGAAAUAGGACUCGAUCAAUCACUAUCAAUGCCAAGUGAUUCUUAUGUUCUUGAUUAUUUUGCUGGAAUUAACAAUUACCUUGCUGUGGGUGCUCCUGUAUAUUUUGUCGUACCGGAAGGAUAUGAUUACAAAACUGUAAACGGAUCGAAUCAUAUUUGUGGUGGUAACGGAUGUUUUAGUGACUCGUUGAUUCAGAAAAUAUCAUAUGCUUCAAAGAUGCCUAAUUAUUCCACAAUUGCUUAUGAAGCCUCAUCAUGGUUAGAUGAUUACCUUGCUUGGUUGAAGCCACAAUCAUCAUGCUGCAGAUAUUACAAUGAUGAACCUGAUAAGUUUUGUAAUGCCACUAUACCAAAGAAUGAAGCCAAUUGUACUUUCUGUCGAAGCGUGACAGAAGCCACCAAUAAUCCCAGGCCCAGUGCUCAUGAAUUUAUGGAGUUUUUACCUUGGUUUUUACUUGACAAUCCUGAAGCUAAUUGUGCUAAAGGUGGACAUGCUGCGUAUGGUGGUGGAGUGAAAAUAAUUAAUUCUACUAAUCCAGAUGAUAAACUGGACACAGAUGUUGGAGCUACUUACUUUAUGACGUAUCACACUGUGGCAAAAACAUCUCAAGAUUUUAUUCAAUGUUUGAAACAAGCAAAUUCGUUAGCGGAGAAUAUAACUGCUACCAUCAACAGUUCUGUAGAAGUCUUCCCAUACUCUGUGUUCUACGUUUAUUAUGAACAAUAUUUAACCAUUGUCGAUGAUACACGAUUCAAUUUAACCAUCUCUCUUGCUGUCAUCUUUGUUAUCGUUUUCGUCAUGAUGGGAUUCGACUUGAUAUCAGCCUUAGUGGUUGUCGCAGUAAUAUCUCUCAUUAUAUUAAACAUGUUUGGAGUCAUGUUUUUAUGGAACAUUCCGCUCAAUGCAGUAUCAUUAGUAAAUUUAGUUAUGGCUGUUGGUAUUUCGGUGGAAUUUUGCUCUCACAUCACUCGGGCGUUUGCACUCAGUCAGAGAUCGAGUAGAUUGCUUCGUGCCGAUGAAGCUCUUUCUGAAAUGGGAAGUUCUGUGCUCAGUGGAAUCACUUUGACAAAAUUUGUGGGAAUUUCUAUUUUGGCUUUCAGUACUUCUCAAAUAUUCAGAAUUUUCUACUUCCGUAUGUACCUGGCGAUUGUGGUACUUGGAGCAACACAUGGCCUCAUUUUACUGCCUAUAUUACUAAGUUAUUUAGGUCCGGCAAAGCGACCACUCUCUUCUGAUCAUCACACUUUAUUGGAAGAUGGAGAAUAUACAUCAGGAGAUCGUAAUAGUCUUCUGGGACAAAAUGGAACUGCAAAAAGAACAUCGUCUUAUGAUGAUGACUCUAGUACUAGCAGUUCAUCGUAAAUAAGUUCAUUUCAUUUUUUUUACGUAAAUGUAACAAAACGAGAGAUAAACUGAGAAAGGCAUUUCUGAGAUUUUUUUGUCAGGGAUAGCCAUAGUUACGAUAUUUUCAUUUUUAUUGUUACAAGGUUUUUAAGUGUCAUACUAGUUUAAAGAUACAAAACAGUAAUAUUGUGCUAUAAAAUUUGGCAUGUAUGAUUUUUCAAAAAUAAAUCAUCAUAAAACAUUUUCUUUGGGUUUCUGAUUUUUGAACCAUUUAUUUAUAUUGUUUUGAAUGUCAUAUAACAGUAUUAUAUAAAAUCUCUAUUUGGUUCAUAAUUAAUUUGGGAUGACCAUGGGAGGUGGUAAGAAAACUGGCGUGGUAAACAAAAAUUCGAAAUGGAUUCCCCAAAUUAACUGGUGUAAAAAUACUUUACAAAACUAUUCUAAUUUUGCUUAUUAAUGUUUGUUUUCGCACUCGAUUUUGGUGCAUUCAUUUAAAAUAGUGGAAAUCUUCUUAUUUCUUCGUAUAAUUCUGAUGAAGCUCAUUACAUUAUAGAGUCAUAUAACGUACAAAGCAUUUAUUACAUCAUCUUGUUCAAACCUGUCUCUAAAUGUUUUACUAAAACAAAGGCAAGGACAAGCAUGUGUUUGAAGAUAGGGAGUAUAGUCAAUCAGACUAGAUGCUUUUAAAUUAUUAUUAUUAGUUUUCUCCAUUUUCCACACAUUGGAUUAUGUAGUACUCUGCUGUUGUAAAAUUGUUUGAGGGCCAAAACGCUAGGUAGAAUUCUGUAGGAUUUCAAAAAGAUGUCUAAAAUCUUGGUUUUCGUCUUGCUCUCACUGCCCCCUUAAAAAAAUUGAGUACACUGAAGCCUUAUGAAAGAAUUACAAAUGUUUCCCUUUAAUUAUCCAAACUAUCCAUUGUGGAUCAUCAUUUCAUCCUGAUGUUGUUGAGCUGAAGAAUUUUUCUAUAUGCCUCUGUGUUUGCAAUGAAUUGUUAAUUAUCUGAAAAUCUUUCAUUGUCAUGUUGUCUCUGUUUUUUUUUUAUCGAUUGUGUUCUUUUAUUACUAAUCUAUAUUACUACUUAGCGAUAUUUUCUCUGUUGAUUGAUUAGCUGUUUUAAGAUAUCUAAAAUAUGAAUGGUUGUUUUUGAAGGGA
Messenger RNA from Styela clava, 5288 nucleotides. Its product is annotated as NPC intracellular cholesterol transporter 1-like. Gene Ontology annotation, molecular function: lipid carrier activity; cholesterol binding. NCBI's taxonomy places the organism in Eukaryota, Metazoa, Chordata, Ascidiacea, Stolidobranchia, Styelidae. Gene Ontology annotation, biological process: intestinal cholesterol absorption; sterol transport; cholesterol homeostasis. The record is from RefSeq and is a predicted model, not a curated record. Gene Ontology annotation, cellular component: plasma membrane.